This is a messenger RNA of Eufriesea mexicana, 885 nucleotides long. RefSeq names its product S-methyl-5'-thioadenosine phosphorylase. Gene Ontology annotation, biological process: nucleoside metabolic process. Gene Ontology annotation, molecular function: S-methyl-5-thioadenosine phosphorylase activity. The record is from RefSeq and is a predicted model, not a curated record. NCBI's taxonomy places the organism in Eukaryota, Metazoa, Arthropoda, Insecta, Hymenoptera, Apidae. The coding region runs from base 28 to 885 and encodes 285 amino acids. The transcript is spliced from 6 exons. Gene Ontology annotation, cellular component: cytosol.
AUUAAGUAAUCUUAAAUAAAGUAAAAAAUGAAUAAGUAUAAAGUUAAGGUCGGAAUAAUUGGUGGUUCAGGAUUAGAUGAUACUCAAAAUCAGAUAUUACAAUGUGAACUCGUAACAAGUCGAGAAAAAGCCAAAAAUGAAUUUGGAUUACCAUCUAGUGAUCUUUACCAUGGAAAACUUAAUGGUGUAGAUGUGGUAUUGUUAUCAAGGCAUGGACCAGGUCAUAAUAUAAGUCCCACUACAGUAAAUUAUCGUGCAAAUAUUGAAGCUUUUCGCUUAGCUAAAUGUACUCAUAUACUUGCAUCAACAGCGUGUGGCUCUUUACAAGAAUGUAUUUGUAGAGGUCAAUUAGUAGUUCCAGAUAGUUUUAUAGAUAGAACAGUGAAAAGAAGUACAACUUUUUAUGAUGGUACUUCAUCCAAAUAUUCUGGAGUAUGCCAUAUGCCAAUGGAACCUGCUUUUGAUCCAACUACUUCUCAAAUAUUGUUUGAAAGUGGUAAUAAAUUAGGGUAUGAAAUAAGAAAAGGAGGAAUUGUUGUAACUAUAGAAGGGCCUAGAUUUUCCUCAAAAGCUGAAAGUAAUGCACUACGCUUAUGGGGUGGGCAUUUAGUUAAUAUGACUACAUGUCCAGAGGUAUAUUUAGCAAAAGAAGCAGGACUUUUAUAUGCAGCUAUAGCAAUGGCAACUGAUUAUGACUGCUGGAGAGAUUGUGAGGAUAAUGUUCAUGCAGCUGAAGUCAUAAAAGUGUUUAAACAAAAUGUCAAUAAAAUUAAAAAUAUCCUUAUAAAAGCAGUUAAACUUAUCGAUGGAAGAAAUUGGGACCAGGAAAUUGAUGCUUUACAAAAAUUAUGUCAAAGUAGUAACGUUUCUUCUCAUACUUCAUGA